AUGGCCAUGACAGGCCCCACGCCGUGCUCGUCCAUGAGUAACCACACCAAGGAGAGAGUGACAAUGACAAAGGUGACCUUAGAAAACUUCUACAGCAACCUCAUUGCACAGCAUGAAGAGAGAGAGAUGAGGCAAAAGAAACUAGAACAGAUGAUGGAAGAAGAAGGCUUAAAAGAUGAAGAGAAAAGGAUCAGGAGAUCAGCACAUGCACAGAAGGAGACAGAGUUUCUUCGCCUGAAGAGGACAAGGCUUGGACUGGAGGACUUUGAGUCUCUCAAAGUAAUAGGCAGAGGAGCAUUUGGAGAGGUUCGACUGGUGCAGAAGAAGGACACAGGACACGUUUAUGCCAUGAAGAUCCUGCGCAAGGCUGACAUGCUGGAGAAGGAGCAGGUUGGCCACAUCCGUGCAGAGAGGGACAUCCUGGUGGAGGCAGACAGCCUGUGGGUGGUGAAGAUGUUCUAUAGCUUUCAGGACAAGCUAAACCUCUACCUGAUCAUGGAGUUCCUGCCUGGAGGUGACAUGAUGACACUGUUGAUGAAGAAAGACACUCUGACAGAGGAGGAGACACAGUUCUAUAUUGCUGAGACUGUGCUUGCCAUUGAUUCUAUCCAUCAGCUGGGAUUUAUCCAUCGGGACAUCAAACCAGACAACCUCCUGCUGGACAGCAAGGGCCAUGUGAAACUCUCCGACUUUGGUCUGUGUACUGGGCUGAAGAAAGCUCACAGAACAGAAUUUUACAGGAACUUGAACCACAGCCUUCCCAGUGACUUUACUUUCCAGAACAUGAAUUCCAAGAGGAAAGCAGAGACUUGGAAGAGGAAUAGGAGACAGUUGGCUUUUUCUACUGUGGGAACUCCAGAUUACAUUGCCCCUGAAGUUUUCAUGCAGACUGGCUACAACAAGCUGUGUGACUGGUGGUCCCUGGGGGUCAUCAUGUACGAGAUGUUGAUUGGUUAUCCACCAUUCUGUUCUGAGACUCCUCAAGAGACCUACAAGAAAGUGAUGAACUGGAAAGAGACUCUGACAUUUCCUCCAGAAGUUCCAAUCUCUGAUAAAGCAAAGGAUCUGAUUUUAAGAUUUUGCUGUGAAUGGGAGCACAGAAUUGGUGCAUCUGGUGUGGAGGAAAUAAAGAGUAACCCAUUCUUUGAAGGGGUUGAUUGGGAGCACAUCAGAGAGAGACCUGCUGCCAUUUCAAUAGAAAUUAAAAGCAUUGAUGAUACCUCAAACUUUGAUGAAUUUCCAGAGUCUGAUAUCCUUAAACCAACAGGUAACAACCACCCAGAGACUGACUACAAGAACAAGGACUGGGUUUUUAUCAACUACACCUACAAACGCUUCGAAGGCCUCACAGCCCGAGGGGCAAUCCCAUCCUACAUGAAAGGAGGGAAGUAA
Messenger RNA from Acanthisitta chloris (rifleman), 1392 nucleotides. RefSeq names its product serine/threonine kinase 38 (gene STK38). Gene Ontology annotation, biological process: intracellular signal transduction; peptidyl-serine phosphorylation. The transcript has 13 exons. Bases 1 to 1392 code for a protein of 463 amino acids. The record is from RefSeq and is a predicted model, not a curated record. Gene Ontology annotation, molecular function: ATP binding; protein serine/threonine kinase activity. NCBI's taxonomy places the organism in Eukaryota, Metazoa, Chordata, Aves, Passeriformes, Acanthisittidae.